AGGAGGGCGUGGCUGUGACGUCAGGGCGGUGACGUCACGGCGAUGGCGGCCCGCUCCAAGGCGGACAUCCGGGAGGAGGUGUGGCGGCACCUGGAGAGCUCCGGCCUGGCCGCCUUCCCGCGGCCCGUGCGCGGCCGCAUCCCCAACUUCCAGGGCUCCUCUCAUGCUGCCACCAGGCUGCUGGGCUUGCAGGAAUUCCGGGCUGCCCAGACUGUGAAAUGCAACCCUGAUGCUCCCCAGAGGAAUGCCCGCUUCCUAACGCUGGAAGCAAGGAAGACUUUGCUGGUUCCCACACCACGUCUGAGGUCUGGGCUGUUCAACAGGAUUGUUCCUCCUCCUGGUGCAACCAAGGAGAUGCUGAGAAGGUGUGCCACAUCUCAGGGUGUAAAAGACUACAGCGUGCCUGUGGGGCUGGAUGGGAAAGCACAAGUGGACUUGGUUGUUGUGGGAUCAGUGGCUGUCUCUGAAAAAGGCUGGAGAAUUGGCAAAGGGGAAGGUUAUGCAGACAUGGAAUAUGCAAUGAUGGUGUCCAUGGGUGCAGUGCAGGAGGACACACCUGUGGUUACCAUCGUGCACGACUGCCAGGUGCUUGACAUAGCAGAGGAGCUCCUGGGUGAUCAUGAUUUAACUGUGGAUUACAUCCUCACUCCAACAAGGAUUAUCCAAACUAACUGCAAACGACCAAAACCUCAGGGAAUACUGUGGCACAAGGUCAGCUCUGAGAUGCUGGGAAAAAUCCCCAUCCUAAAGACUCUUCGAAGCAGGGAGAAGCAGGCUGGCAAGGAUGUCACCCUCCAGGAUGAACAGCCAGCCCUGGCAAACACCAAGAGAGGAACAAUUUCAAACAAGAAGGUGAUGGCUGCAAAUCCCCAAGCACAGGCUGCUCCAGUGGGAGAGCCCCAUGUGGAAAAUGAUCCUGAAAAUCCCAAAUUCGAGGGAUCUGACACAAUUAGCACCGUGUUUGUGGGGAACUUGCCUGGCAGCCUGAGAGUGAGCGAGCUGAAAAGUGCCCUGAGGGAAUUGCAGGUGGUUCCUGUGGGCUUGAAGUGGCAGGGAGCACAGCACAGGGCUUUCCUGCACUACAGGGAUCAGGGAGCUGCACACAGAGCUGUGUCCUCCUUGCAAGGCCUGAGCCUUGGGGGCAAUGCUCUGAGAGUGGAGCUGGCCAAGAGCCACAGGAGCAAAGGGCAAGGAGGAAUCAAUGGUCAUGAAUGAGGAGAAAAAAAAAAAAAAGUGUGUUUUCAUUGUUUUGUGAGAAGCCAACCUGAAGUUUUAAGUUCUUUUUGUAACAUUCAGGUUUAACAAAACUAAAUUUCUGCACAACUUUUCUUGGACAUGCAAAGGUUUGUCCCCACUGGUGACAGAGGAGCCAUUUCUCUGUAAAUAAUUGCUCACAAAGUAGCCACACUCUGCUUUUGGUGCUGUUUGGUGGUUUUGUUAAGCCUGGCUUAAAGCCUUAGCACCUGCAGCAGGGUGGUUCAGUCACUCAUUAAGGUCAGACCUUUUAUACCUGUGAGGGUAAAAGCCAGCAGCAGGAACCUGUCCUAAGGCUGACAGUUCUGUUUACUGAAAAAUGGGCUUUGCCUGUUGGAAGUUUUCAAUUUAUUUUUUAUAAAAAUGAACAGAGAUUUUCCUUUUUGUGCCUUGAAGAGUGGCUGUGGAAACACUGGUUUAGUUUUAGCUCUAGUAAGAGCUGGUGGGAAAGAUGGGAACCUUUUUCUCAGCUUUUUGCUAAAUCAGCCCUUGGUAAACUUUAGGAAAACAAAUCCCAGUUUUCUCUGCUUUUCCCCAAAACUGCUUUUCUGAUGGAUCAAAUAAUCAUAAAAUUACAAUGUUAUAAUUUAGCUAUAUAAUUUUAUAAUUACCUGCUUUUUCUGAUUGUCUCUUCUAAUGGGAUGUGAUUCCGUUGCCUUUGUAAAAUAACAUUAAUAAUAAUAAUUUAUUAUAAUAA
Taeniopygia guttata (zebra finch) is the source of this 1951-nucleotide messenger RNA. RefSeq names its product methenyltetrahydrofolate synthetase domain containing (gene MTHFSD). Gene Ontology annotation, cellular component: cytoplasm. The record is from RefSeq and is a predicted model, not a curated record. NCBI's taxonomy places the organism in Eukaryota, Metazoa, Chordata, Aves, Passeriformes, Estrildidae. Gene Ontology annotation, molecular function: RNA binding.